ACUGUGACUUCUAUGUUGCAUACGUCCAUUUGUCAGUUGAUGAAUAAUUCUAUGAACACUAUAUUCUAUUUACUGGGUUGAUUACUCUUGACGACAGGGGGAGACACUCACGGGUUUCAAUACCGGGAAAGGAAGCAAAUUAGGUAUAUUUGUCUCAUACCUGUUGCUUGUAGGUGUACGUGCGUAGUCGUUUCUGACUGUAUGAAGAGAGAAACUAGUGCUAGCGUGGUCGACAGGGAUCCUGAAGAUUCAAAAUGUUCAGUGUUCAGAUAUUAGUCUGCCUGUGUUUCUUCGCAUUUUUUGUUGCAGCUUCAGAAAAAGAAAUUAUUGCAAAUGGAACAGAAGUACCUCCAGCUGUUGGUGGAACCUACACUAUUGUUGCUCCAGCAAAGCUUAGACCGCAUCUUGAGUAUCACGUCAGUAUAUCAGUUUAUGAUGUUCAGUCACCAGUAGAAUUGACAGUUGCUGUAGCUGGACCAGCAGAUAAUGGAAACUUCAAUAACAUGAAUAGUGUUGUCACAUUAAAUUCUGGUGACACUCGGAUUGUAAAUUUUCAGAUUGGAGAAUGGGGACCAGGAAAAUACAAGUUAACAGUAUCUGGACAAGGAGGUCUUUCUUUCCGAAAUGAAACAAGUUUAGAAUAUGAGCAGAAAAGCUACUCUGUAUUCAUUCAAACUGACAAAGCCAUCUAUAAACCCAACCAGCUAGUUCAGUUCAGAGUCAUUGUUGUCAACCCUUAUCUAAUUCCAAGUGUGACAGGUGCAAUAGAUAUUCACAUUACAGAUGGCAAGGAUAAUCGUGUGAAACAGUGGAAAAGAGUGUUUACCUCAAAAGGUAUUGUGUCGCUGAAAUUCCAGUUGGCUGACCAGCCUGUUCUAGGAGACUGGGAUAUAGUGGUAAACGUUUUGGGCCAGAGUUUUAACAAAUCUUUCACCGUUGCUGAAUAUGUUCUUCCUACUUUUGAAGUGAAGAUUGACCUACCUGCCUAUGCCACCUACAGUAACUCUUCUAUUCUUGCCACUGUCAGAGCCAUGUACACGUAUGGUAAACCUGUAAAAGGAGAUCUAAUCCUUACAGUCACUUCACUAUCAAGGUACAGCAGUUUUUCAGAAAGAGAACAACAACGCAUUCAAAAGGAAGUCAGUAUCAAUGGAAAUGUGGACAUUCAGUUAAACUUGCUAAAAGAUUUAAAGUUGCAUAAGGAUACAUUUAGAGAAGAAGUAGAAUUCUUUGCUGUUGUGAAAGAAGACUUAACCAACAGGAAGUAUAAUACCACUAGUGUGUUAUGGAUCUAUGAUAAUGAUGUUAAAGUGGAACUAGUUAAAACUUCUGAAACCUUCAAGCCUGGACUAAAAUACACAUGUUUUUUAAAAGUUGCCUACCAAGAUGACACUCCUGUAGAUUACAGAGAGAACCAGCUAAAGGUGAUGUAUGGAUUCUCUUAUGAUGAAAAUGCAUGGAAAACAUCGAUGCACUGGAUACCUCAGAAUGGACUAGUCAAACUAGAUUUUUAUCCUCCUAAUCGUGAUGUCUAUGUUCUGGGGAUGCAAGCUGAGUAUCUUGGAAAUAUUCACUACAUCGACAGUAUUGAAGCAGCACACUCUCCCAGUAACAAUUUCAUACAAGUUGCCAUGCUGACUACUUCUCCAGUAGUUGGCCAAAAUGCUGAGUUUCAAGUGAAUGCAACAGAACCCAUCUCUCAGUUUGUGUAUCAGGUUAUGGGAAGGGGAGAUAUUAUAUAUGCUCAAAUGGUGAAAGUUCCUGAAGUUUCUACAUACAAUUUCAGCUUCCCACUUAAUCACCGUAUGGCUCCCAAAGCACGGGUGAUAGUGUAUUAUGUCCGUGAUGAAAACAAAGAAGUUAUAGCUGAUGCAGUCAACUUUGAAGUUGAUGGCAUUUUUAGAACAGAAGUGGACCUCAGCACAGAUGUACAAACAACAAAGCCAGGAGGUCAAAUAGAAGUGCAAGUUAAAACUAAGCCUAAUGCAUACGUUGGAAUUUUAGCUAUUGAUCAAAGUGUUCUUUUAAUGAAAUCUGGUAAUGACAUAACACAGCAGAAUGUUGUUGAAGAACUAGGAACUUAUGAUACUGGAAAAAAAAACAAAUUUUGGCCUCCCUGGUACAGGCAACGUAGAACUCGUUCUCUUUGGUGGCCAGGUUCCACAUCUGCAUCACAGAUAUUUAGUGAUUCUGGAGUUGUGAUCCUUACAAAUGGUUUUGUGUACAAGCACGAAGAACUGAUAUUCUAUAGAUCCUAUCCAGUAGCAAUGGAGGAUGACCCUUCAUUGAAAACGAUGAAUGAUGUUCAGUCUGUAAACAACAAAGACAAGUCCUCUGUCAGACUUAGAAAAUAUUUUCCUGAAACUUGGCUGUGGACUGACACAGAAGCAAGUGAUGAUGGCAUAGCUUCUGUGUCUAGUAAAGUUCCUGACACCAUUACUUCCUGGGUUGUUAGUGCUUUUGCCAUGGAUUCAGUUGCUGGGCUUGGAAUAGCACCAAGUACUACAAAGGUGACAGUUUUCCGUCCAUUCUUCAUUAAGUUGAACCUGCCUUAUUCCAUACUAAGGGGAGAAUCUGUUGCUAUUAAAGCUGUGAUCUUCAAUUACCAUAAUAAACCUAUCAAGGCUAAAGUAACAAUGGAAAACAACGAUGGUGACUUUGAGUUUACUGUUGUGGGAAAUGAAGUCACUCCUGAUCAAGGUUUACAAAAACGGAGAUCCAAAAGGAUAUCUAUUCCUGCACAAGAUGGAGCUCCAGUGUCAUUUAUAAUCACUCCUCGUCGUCUUGGUUACAUAGACAUCAGAAUGUCUGCAACUUCACAGCUUGCUGGUGAUGCUGUUUUGAAAAGGUUAUUGGUUAAGCCUGAGGGUUCAACGCAGUACUUCAACAAAGCUGUUCUUGUGGAUUUAAGGAACCCAGGCACUCCACCAAUCAAGAAAAACAUUUCUGUUCCUAUUCCCAAUAAUGUUGUCCCUGGCUCAGAGAGAAUCACAGUUUCUGGAAUUGGGGACUUGAUGGGGCCACAUGUUAACAACAUGGAAGAACUGUUGCACAUGCCUUAUGGGUGUGGAGAACAGAACAUGUUAAAGUUUGUUCCAAAUAUUGUUGUUUUAGAUUAUUUGACUCGAGCUGGACGACUGACACCAACAGUGGAGCGUAGAGCUAAAGAGUUCAUGGAAAGUGGCUAUCAGCGAGAAUUAACAUACAAACGAGAUGAAGGCUCAUUCAGUGCAUUUGGUAAUGGAGACAAGAGUGGAAGUACUUGGUUGACAGCUUUUGUUGUGAAGUCCUUCCAUCAAGCUCUUCCAUACAUAGAUAUUGAUCCUGCAGUGAUUGAGCAGUCAUUAAAGUGGUUAUCUCAGCAACAGAUGAGUGAUGGAUCAUUCAAUGAACCUGGGGAAGUCCACUUCAAACGAAUGCAGGGUGGAGCUGGGAAAGGAAUUGCUCUGACUGCAUAUGUCCUCAUAGCAUUUUUAGAAAAUCAGGCACAGCAGUCUUACUCUAAUAUCAUAAAGGCAGCAGAACGUUAUCUGAUUCAACAGUUGCCAGUUCUCUUGGAUCCCUACUCUCUAUCUAUUGUAACUUAUGCUCUUCACCUUUCUGAUAAUUCUGCUAAGGAUGAAGCAUUCCAAAAAUUCUUAAGUCUUGCUGAAAAACAAGGAGAUUUUCUAUAUUGGAAAGGAUCAGAACCAUUGAUAGACACAACUGACAAGCAUUCUGACCACUUCUUCCUACCUGAUUCCAUGGACAUUGAAGUGACAGCUUAUGCACUUCUUACAUACACUUUACGUGCUGAAAUUGGAAAAGCUGUUUCAAUCAUGAGGUGGUUGGUGUCUCAACAGAAUGAAAAUGGCGGGUUCUCAUCCACACAGGACACGGUUAUUGGGAUCCAAGCUCUUGGCCAAUUGGCUGCACGUAUUGUGACAUCAACCAUCUCUGUGAAUGUUACUUUCAGGCAUGGAAAUGGAGUAACAAGGACCAUGAACAUUUCAAGUAGUAAUGCAGUUAUCCUGCAAAGUAUUGAGCUUCCAAAAACUACACGUUAUGUUGAACUGGAACCCACUGGCUUUGGUAUAGCACUUGUUCAGGUGUCUUGGGCCUUUAAUUUGGCUGUAUCAGCUGAACAUUCUCCAUUUUCCCUAAAUCCUUUCCUUGAAAAAACUGCCACCAGAGAUUACUUACAGUUAACUGUGUGUACUAGGAAUAAUGAGGAUGAGCCAAGUAACAUGGCAGUGAUGGAUGUUACCUUGCCAUCUGGUUAUUUGGCAGAUGUUGAUGCUCUUCCUAAUAUUCUAAACACUCCCAAUACAAAACGUGUAGAGGCUGCUGAUGGCCAAACAAAAGUUAUCAUCUAUUUUGAUAAGCUUGACCAAGAUGAAAUCUGCCUGAUGGUUCCUGCUCACCUGAACAGCAAAGUGGCACAUCAGAAACCAGUGCCAGUGAUGGUGUAUGAUUAUUACAAUAGAGUGAAAACAGCCCGGAUGUUCUAUAGCCCUCAUAAUGCCACAGUUUGUGACAUCUGUGAAGAAGAUGAAUGUAGUAAAGAAUGUAAUGAAGUUAGUGAUGGUGAUGGAUCUUUUUCUCUAGAAGCCAGUGUAUUUGUUGUUCUUAUCGGUACAAUAUUGGCCAGGUGUUAGCUCAUAUUCCUAAGAAAUUGAUAUUUCAAUUUUUUUCAGACUUGUGUAAACAUGUUAUCUUGCUACAUCUUUAUUUUUCACUAGCAAGAUGCUUUGUACAAAGUAUGACUACCACAAACUUUGAAGUGUAAAGCACACUAAGUAUAUUGAUAGAAACAUUAAUUUUUGUCUACAAUCUAAAAAUAUUCUUUGUGGCUUUCAACUGUUACUAUUUUACUUAUUGUGUAAAAUAUGUAAAUUGAAUUAUCUUUUUUUUAUAGAAUGUGGAGUCGUAUUGAGUCAGUAAUGUUUUUUUUACUGUAAUUUUAUAUUAUAUUUUUAGAAAAUUAAACUCCAUAUUGAUGUGCGUGUGCCAGUUGACAGUGAUUAAAUAACAGGCUUCUAAAGAACUUGACAAGUUUACUUUUACUACAAUCAUUAAUUAAACAUUUUAAUGCUCAAUGAAAUACGUAUUGUUAAUAUGGUGAGAUUUCACUUCAAAAUUUCAAAUGACAAAAACGGAUGAAGAAAUAACGUAAAUGUGAAAAUUCAGCAAUGAUGAGUUUUGUUUUAAAACAUCAAUAAAUAAAUAGUGAAAUUUAAACACUAGGUUGUCCAUGUAAAGUGUCUUAUAAAAGCAUACACAAGUAUGCAUAUUUUACUAACUCAAAAUAUAGUGUUUUUAAAAUAAGAUCAGCUACAAUGUAAAAAUUGUACUGAAAUAAACUGUAUUUUAAGCUUGU
Molecule: messenger RNA, 5359 nt
Organism: Limulus polyphemus (Atlantic horseshoe crab)
Lineage: Eukaryota; Metazoa; Arthropoda; Merostomata; Xiphosura; Limulidae
Product: CD109 antigen-like
Exons: 35
Coding region: 255-4637 (1460 amino acids)
Cellular component (GO): extracellular region
Molecular function (GO): endopeptidase inhibitor activity
Source: RefSeq, a predicted model, not a curated record